CUUAACGGUUUAUUUCUGUUCAAAACGUUGUUAAUCACAAGAGAAGAAAGAAUUUGAAGUGUCCGCGGCAUUGUUUGGUUUUAAACAAGUAUAAACUGAUUUAAUGUUACGUUAAGUAGUUGUUGUCGGCACAGACGUGUUGUAACAUGUAUAAAGGCAAAUAUAAUCAAAAACCAGCUUUCAGUGACACAACGCUGACAAUGGGAUCUAAAGAGAAGGAAAACACGAGAGUGAGCAAACAGACGGCAUCCGUCUACGCUGCCAAGAUAAAGACGAAAAUACACAAUACCUCGUCAUUCUUCAAGCUCUCUUUGAAAAGCAAUAACAAAGCUCUGGCCUUGGCUCUGGUUGCUCAGAAGCAGAAGAGCAGAGAACUGGAGGCAGAGGUGGUGAGGCUGAGGAAAGAUGCACAGGCAACUCAUUUUGAUCUUGCUUUUCAGCGUCAUAAAAACAAACAACUGUUUGCUGUUAUAAAAGAGUUUUAUGACUCUUCCCUGAACUCGAUGUCAAAGGCAGUUGACAUCUUUUGUAAUGAUGAGGUUCCAGACAGUAUUGACACUGAAGACAACACCAGUGAGGGUCUGAAUUUUGAAAUGGAGAAAAAGGUUGAACAUGUGCCAAAUAGACUAACAUUGCAUCCACAACAUCAUAAUAAUGUUGAGUCUGAACCAGUGAAUACUGCUAUGGUCAAAGGAGCUACUGAUAGUGAUGCUUCCAUCCAAAAGAAAGACAAUUUAGCGCUUCAAAACGGCAUAAAUGACUCCAGAAUGGAUAUUACCAUGAGUGACAAUCCUUCUGAAAUUCUAAUAGUGGAAACAAAUGCAGGAACCUCUAGAGUUACAGAUGAACGUCCGAUAAAGAAGAAUUUGUGUCUAUCUGGAAAAGGUUGUGAUGGUGUAUCUGGAGUGGAAGACUCACCAAUUCAAUUUUCAUCAGAUUAUUCAUCAACUAUGCCAAAAGAUAUGACCAUUGUGACACAACAGUGCUCUACCACUGUUCAGAACGGCCAGGAAACAGAAUCACUAUCUGCACGCAGGAAAACUCAUGUCACCUCUCGUUCUAAAAGGCGCACGUGUAAACCAAAAGAACCUAACCCAGAUCUAAGGAAAACGUAUACAAUCUCCAAAGAUCCACCUAGUAAUAUUUUUAAUGAUUGUGGUAAUGAUCUUGAGCUUCAGAAUUCUGAAGUUUCCAAUAAAGCUGUAAAAAACAAAGUAAAAGAGUCUAAUGCCAUCAACAAUCCAAGAAGAACAUUUAUAGUUCAUGAUGGGUUAAGAUCUGAGAAGAGCAGGAAGACCAAAGCUUCAACACUUAUGAUGGAUCACAGUUCAGUGUUCGUUGAUGAAAAUCUGGAGUCUGCCAGUAUUGUGUGCUCAGAGGAUGCAGGUACUGAUAAGCAUCUCAGUGAAGUAAAAAAACACACAAAUAAAGCUCCAGCACACCCGCUUUCUCAGUUUGAAAAGAACAAUACACAGAAAAAGCGAGGAACUUAUGUGAUACAAACAAGUCACGCAAUCAACAGGAAUUCAGUAUUGACAGAAUGCAAUAUAUUAGAUGUUUCCAGCAAAGCAGAAGGUUCACCAGAUGUAAUAGAAACCCAAACAUCACCUCGAAAUGUUGGUUUAGAUGUCACUGCUAAACAUUACAAGGAGCCAGAGCCUGUUUCUCAUGACGGAUCGAAGGAAAAAGCUUACAACAGAGAAUGUUCACAAGAUUUGCAAAUCGGUCUUGUAGAGGAAACCUCUGAAUUUACAUCUGUGCCUUGUAAAGUUAAGAAGCCUAGGAAAGAGGGUGCAGAUAGAAUUAAAGAUCGGAAUGUUCCAACAAAAGAAAAAUCAAAUUCAUUAAUAAAGAAACCAAAAAAAUGUCCUGUGAAUGUAGAUGAAAAUGUGUCAACCAGGAGUCCAGAUGUGAUUAGUCUUCAGAGAGCAGCAGAAUGCAGGCCUUUGUCUAAUACUUUACUAACACCAUGGGAAUCUCAUUGCUUAGCCGCAGAGGAGGAUCUCUUGGAUAAUCAUCAUUUAGAAAUGCCUGAAAUAAGCUCUCCUUCAUCUGUCGGCAAGGUUGAUCAGACUGGCCAUAUCAACAUGGAUGGUCCUUACAUAAAUCUGAAUCAAACAAACCAGGAACCUGAGAGCAGAUGGAGGAAAAUGUAUAUAACUUCAUCGUCUGACAAUACGGCCAGUGAAGAAAUGACUGAUGCUGCGUUUUCCAUUUUUGAACAAGAUCAUCUCUCUAGUAAAAUGGAUGUUUCACCUCUAAAGAGCACUAGUCCAUUUACCAUGGAUAAAUAUAAUAUGACUUCAGGCUGUUUUAGUGAGGACCUUCAGUUCACAGAAGAGAGACCUCCUUGGGAGGCCAUUGGGGAUUACAGUGCGAUGCUCUCAGAUGAAAGCUGUGCUCAGAGCCCUCAACCACAGACUAGAGUUCAGACUAUCAACAUUUAUGAAGACCAGGACUCAAGCUUAAAGACCCAAUUUCCAGAGGAAGGAAGAGUAAUGAAGAGUCUAACAAACACAGUUAAUGCUGAUUUAGGGAGACCACGAAGACGAGCAACACCAGUCACCUACAAAGAGCCAAAAAUCAACUGCAAAAUGAGGCGUGGGGACAAGUACACAGAUACACAAUUCUUAAACUCUCCAGUGUUCAAAGAUAAAAAGAAGAAAAAGAAGAAGCUAAUUUAGGAGUGAUGAAUCCCCCUUUCCCCAUUACAUGUUUUUUUUUUUAAGUUUGUCUUUUUAUGAAGUGAAAAUGUUUAAUAGUUUCUUUUUAAAGUAUUUUACCUGCAGCUGGUAAUAUUGCAUUGGAUGUCAGCUUUCCCUUUUUGUGUAUUUAGGAAAUAUUGUUUGAAUUUUACAUAUUUAUUUCAGUGUUUAAUAAAGAAAAUCUACUCUAUUUGUAGUUUAACAUUGAUUUUACUU
Molecule: messenger RNA, 2921 nt
Organism: Danio aesculapii
Lineage: Eukaryota; Metazoa; Chordata; Actinopteri; Cypriniformes; Danionidae
Gene: sgo2
Product: shugoshin 2
Exons: 8
Coding region: 147-2684 (845 amino acids)
Biological process (GO): meiotic chromosome segregation
Cellular component (GO): nucleus; chromosome, centromeric region
Source: RefSeq, a predicted model, not a curated record